This is a messenger RNA of Fraxinus pennsylvanica, 384 nucleotides long. The record is from the annotation of a GenBank genome assembly. NCBI's taxonomy places the organism in Eukaryota, Viridiplantae, Streptophyta, Magnoliopsida, Lamiales, Oleaceae.
AUGCAAUCAUCAUUUAUAGAAUUAUCACAUAUUUUAAUUGGAGGUGGUGGAUUCAUUAGUGUGGAAGGCUUCCAUCAAGUCCUAAAAGAAACAAACAUUAACCUUCCGUCUGAAAAGCUUGAGCAUCUAUGCGGCACGGGUUUUAUUGUCUGGAGUGAAUUUUGGCAGGUUCUUUUGGAUUUAGAUAAGAGUUUAGGUGGUAUAAAGGAUUCAUCUGGAUUGAUGGGUAAGAAGGUCUUUGAUCUUUACAACUUUAAUGGAAUUCGGAUGAAGUAUCUAAACCUGAGCCUGCUCAACAUGCACCAUUGGUUGACUGCAUUAGAACUCGCUAGAAUUGUGUUGUUUACAAUUGGGAAGGGGAUGCGCCAAGUAUUGUUUGAUUAA